Psilocybe cubensis is the source of this 456-nucleotide messenger RNA. RefSeq lists its product as uncharacterized. NCBI's taxonomy places the organism in Eukaryota, Fungi, Basidiomycota, Agaricomycetes, Agaricales, Agrocybaceae. The record is from RefSeq and is a predicted model, not a curated record. The transcript is spliced from 2 exons. The coding region runs from base 1 to 456 and encodes 151 amino acids.
AUGCCCUCUCAACAACCGCAAGGGUCGUCCAACCGUAAUGUCUCUAUCAUUUUCAAAUUUUGCACACCGCCGGCUUCAAAGAAGUCCUCAAGCUCCACCUUCGGAAUGAAUUUCUUACCGACUAACGAGCCCGCGCCGAUGACUUCUCAGGCUAACUCCAGCCUGCUCUACUCUCAAUGGCCAAGCCCCCAGGACGAGAACUUGAGUGUCAAUUAUUCGCAAAUGUCCUACCAAAUGGAUUCCACCUUCGACGCUUACCCCGCCAACCCGAUGACCCCUUAUGCGCCUGCCCCUCAGCGCUGCGGAUUUCCCACCUCCAGGGAUGGCAUGCCAAAAUAUGAUGGAAUGGGAUCAAUGUCGCAAAUGGACGCCGGAUCGUUCUACCAGCCUCUUGACUCCAAUUUCUUAUUCAAUGUUGAAAAUUCCCUUCCAUCGUCAUAUAGCACCUAUUCAUAA